AUGUUAAAAGUUAGGCAUGAUGCUGAACAAUUGUUUAUCUGGGAAAUUGGUGAGGGCUUGGGAAGCAUCUGGUGGGAUAAUUGGACCUUGGAUGGCUGCCUUCUGCAUGAUCAGAUUGCUCAAGCUGCCCCAGUUUUUGUGAAAGACAACUGGGCUCAUGGCAAGUGGAACCUUUCUCCAAUCCUUCCUUUCUGCAGCCCUUCUCAACCAUCCAAUAUUCAGAAGAUGUUUGUUAAACCUGGGGUUAAAGACAAAAUUGUUAUAAGAAAGAACCCAAUCCCCUCUCAGCCCCCCCAACUGGUACACUGGGGUCAUACCAUCUGGAAUAUAUUCCUUACCCCAUCCAUGUCCUUUUUCAUAUGGAGAUUCUUCUUGAAACUGAUUCCAAGUGAUGAUAUUUUAAAAUUGAAAGGGCUUAGGGGUCCUUCCAGAUGCACUUUCUGCCAGUCUCAUGAGGAAACUAUUACCCAUCUUUUCUUUGAUUGCAUUUGGGUACAGGAUGUUUGGUCUUUUGUGAUUGGUAAACUUAGGAUCCCAACAAUGAAUCUCACAUGGAAGGUUUUCUAUACUAGCUGGUUUGAUUGGAGGGGAUCUAAUCUCCAGGACAUCCCCAAUAUUGUGGCAUGGUUUGUGUGGAUGGCUAGAAACCAGGCAAAGCAUGAUAACUCCCAUCUUGAUCCUAUAAGGGUGGGUCUCAAUUGUAUUGCUUUCAUUAACAAAUUGAUUAAAUUUAAAAAGUUUGAGGCUGUCUUGGAGAUUGGUCCUUUUCUCAAGCCACAUAUUUCCAAAGUUGUGACAAUUUGGUGGACCCUCCCAAAGUUUGGCUGGACCAAAAUUAACAUUUAUGGCAGCCACAAAUCUCAGUCUGCUGGCAUUGGUGGGGUUUUCAGGAACCAUGAGGGGAAAUGUAUCUUAUAUUUUCAAUCUCCUGUUAAUGCUUUUGACUCACUUGAAGCAGAAUGUCAAGCUAUUUUUUGGGCCAUCACCUUAGCCAGAUCUUGCCUGUUAGAUCAGUUAUGGGUUGAAUCUGACUCCUUGCAACUUGUUAACAUUAUCCAUGGGUAUUCAGAUACCCCAUGGAACUUAAUCAGCUAG
Phalaenopsis equestris is the source of this 1095-nucleotide messenger RNA. RefSeq lists its product as uncharacterized. Gene Ontology annotation, molecular function: RNA-DNA hybrid ribonuclease activity; nucleic acid binding. Bases 1 to 1095 code for a protein of 364 amino acids. Lineage: Eukaryota; Viridiplantae; Streptophyta; Magnoliopsida; Asparagales; Orchidaceae. The transcript has a single exon. The record is from RefSeq and is a predicted model, not a curated record.